Molecule: messenger RNA, 219 nt
Organism: Linum tenue
Lineage: Eukaryota; Viridiplantae; Streptophyta; Magnoliopsida; Malpighiales; Linaceae
Source: the annotation of a GenBank genome assembly
CGAGAUCAAACCGGCCGAUCAUCAAUAUCGACAAGCACUUGUUCAGCGACAGUCACGAAAAUCGACGUGAGUAAUAUAAUAUGGUUUGCAUCAUGGAGCGAUUUCCACUCCUGAAACUGGUUCCUCCCCUUUCAAGAACUAGGAGAAAUCGCAUCCGACGACAUCAAAUUAAGAAUGCAGGUUAAUUACCCUGAAUUCACAUUAAGAACAAUAGACAAA